Messenger RNA from Myxocyprinus asiaticus (Chinese sucker), 5883 nucleotides. Its product is annotated as interferon-induced very large GTPase 1-like. The annotation marks the transcript as partial. Gene Ontology annotation, molecular function: GTP binding. The record is from RefSeq and is a predicted model, not a curated record. The transcript has 6 exons. NCBI's taxonomy places the organism in Eukaryota, Metazoa, Chordata, Actinopteri, Cypriniformes, Catostomidae.
UCAAACUCAUCACACAGCAAUAUGGAGGCUGAAGUUCCCAAUCUGAGCAUUGUAUUAUGUGGAGAAUCUGUAGCAGUCCAGUUUGGACAGGACAACAUUCUCCUUGGAGAGGAUCCCAUCCUACAAAAUGUGGAAGCAUCUGUGAAUGUUCAUUUGAAGAUGAAGCUAUCAGACCGGCAAGUCUCAGUGAUCAACAUAAUCGGUUGUCAUGAGACUGAACUGAACCCUGUCGAUGAAGCUAUUGGCAAACUACUAGAUGAAAAUGACUUUCACGCUUUCAUAUUUGUGGUGCGACUGGGCCAAUUUACAGAUGCUGAUAAGAUGUCUACUGAAUGGCUACAGAGAGUAUUUGGUGACAGAGUUCUUCAGUUUAUGAUGAUUCUCUUCACCUAUGAGAAAGAAGAAGAGUGUGACUCUAUAAUAGAUGAUCUAAAGAAGAACUCUGUUCUAGAGCAGCUGCUGGAGAAAUGUGGAGGAAGAUAUCACACUUGCAGCAAGAUCAUGAACAACCAAUCAGAGAUGAGAGAACUGAUGAACAAGAUUGACCAGCUGUUUAAAGAAAAUAAACAGCAGUGCUACACUAGUAAGCUAAAACUCAGAGAAGAUAAAUCAAAGUUGUAUCAGAGAGCAACACAUAUCUCACUGGAAACCAUGAAAGAUCAAAAUCGUCACAGUAAGAUGGACAUUCCUACAAUGACUGAUGAAUCUUCUGCCACUGAUGAAAAACACAGCAGGCAAGAUAAGGACAAAUAUGAGAAGAUAAACCAACAUCCACAUUCCGAUCAAACAGAGAUUUUGGAAGAUCACAAGGACAAUGAACUCACAGUGAAAGUUGAGAAAAACUCCCAAAUGGAAGUACCAACAGAAAAGCUUGAGGAAACCUUCCAGACUGAAGGACCUACAGAAAAGCUUGAGACAUCUGAGGGAUCAGACUCUAGAACCCCAUUAACAAGUGAUGAGGAAGAGCAAGCAGCAGAUACUGAAGAUGGAAAAACACAGACUCCGGUAAACUUGGACCAAACCAAGAAACAAGACAUACUCACAAAAAAAGAUGAUAUACUGGGAGCAACAGAAAGUCCAGACUCAUUUGAAGGAAUGGCAAAGAUGAAACGAGAUGAAGCAGAGCAAAUAUUUAGUCGAAUUCGACUUGUGGAUAAGAACUUCCAAAAACUGAAACUGAAAUUAUCAGAUUUUCUUCAAGUAAAAGAAGAUAAGCUAAAAUGGCAUGAGCCUUGUGAAGAAGAACACUUAGUCCAGUCUUUCAUACAAAGACUGUUAAUGAUAGAUUACAGAGCAAGAUUCAUUCCAGUUAAAGAAGUAAUCAGUGAGAAAUAUCACACACAAGUUAUUCAGGAUUCUGAUAAACAAGAUUAUGGUGAAGCUGAUGCUUUUGAUAAUAUUUUUGAACAAACUCCUAAACUUGCUGAUGGAAAAAACAAAUCUGACCCCAUUCACCCAAUGGACAUUCAGAUGGCUGUGUUUCAUUGUGCUGAUAGUUUCCUGAAGCAGCUGAUGGUGACUAAACUGUCACAGUGUCAGUAUGCUCUGCCUCUGCUUGUACCGGAUCCAUUCACACAACACAUUGAGUUUCCUCUCUGGACAUUUAGACAAAUCAACAAGAGCUGGAAAACAAUUGAUAAUAAUACAGGUAAAAUCAUCAGUAAAAUCCAGCCAGUCUACAAGGUAAAGACUCCAAUGGUUUGUUUCUUCAGGUUUGGAUCAGUGUCCUCAUCCAAGUCUCAGAUGAUGAGCAGUCUGAUCAAUGAGAAACACAACACAUUCUUCCACAAGAACUGCCCAGGCAGCAGCAAAACCAGAGUACUGAUGGAUGGAGUGGUGGAGAUCGCCUGGUACUGUCCCUCUCAAAAAAACACAGAUAAAUUUACUGACUGUGUGGCAUUCUGUAAUCUACAUGGUGAUGCAGGAGACCAUGAGAAACAGCUGCAGAUCAUGACGGAAAUGUCCUCAGUCAAUGUUGUUAUUCUACCACAACUUGACAGGAAUGACAAAAAUAUGAUUAAAGUUAAACAUCUCUUCAAGGAAUCAAAGCCACUAAUUUGUCUUCUUUCUGAGAAUGACUCAGCUCUUGCUUUGAUAAACAAUGGAAAAUACAAAAUGGGUUUGAAAGACAGAAAUCAGUCAGAUGUGUCUGAAGAACUCAGAAGAGCUAUAAAUGAUUGUCUCUCAGUCUCUUCAGAAUCAUCUUCCAUUUUCAGACUUGAAGACAUGUCCAAACACUCAGAUAUCAGAGUAGAUGAAGAUGAUGAUGAAGACUGCAAGAGAGGAAAAGAAGCAGCACAGCAGAUUAUGAGAUUACUGGAGAAUAAAGACCUGACUGAAAUCAAAGAAUCAUUAAUGCCAUGUCAGGGAAAACUGUGGCAUCAGUGGUGUCAGAAGAACAAAGAACUACAUCGACCUCAGGCAGAUGUAACUGAAAUGGAGAUUAGUAGAAAAAAAACAGACUUGAAGAAAAUUCGAGACUUGCAACAUACAGCUGGCCUUAGUGAGUUUAUGAGAUUCUUCAUUAAAGAAAUAUGUUUAAAUACUGAGUGGAUGUACAGAAAAAAAAAAUAUUUUCUAAAAUGGCUUGCUUUUUUCCUGGAUGAAUAUACCUCACAUGGCCUUUCUGCUCUAUAUCACAUGUAUGAUGAAAGGUGGUCUAGAAUUUUAAAACUAAAAGAGAUGCAUGAUAAAUCUGAAAAACUGAUAGUUGAACAAACAGAGCUUGAGAGAGUAUCUGAGGAACUUCAAGCCGCAACCUUUGGUGUGGAGCACAUCCUGAGAGAGAUUGGUCAGAUCUAUGAAUCUUGUUCAUCAGUGAAGAAGAACAAGGAAGGUCUGCAGUUUCACUUCUCUUCUCUCCCGAGUCUUGCAGCAGAGAUGAUGAUCUCUGGAUUUCCUCUGGAGCUGAUGGAUGGAGAUGCUGCUCAUGUUCCUGUGAUCUGGAUCUCUGCUGUUCUAGAUGAACUCAUCAAGAAACUGGGAGACCAGAGAGUGUUUGUGCUGUCAGUUUUAGGGAUUCAGAGCUCUGGGAAAUCCACCAUGCUGAAUGCCAUGUUUGGACUGCAGUUUGCCGUCAGUGCUGGCAGGUGCACCAGAGGAGCUUUCAUGCAGCUGGUCAGAGUGUCAGAGGAGAUGAAAGCACAGCUGAUGUUUGACUAUAUUCUGGUGGUUGAUACUGAGGGACUCCGUGCUCUAGAACUGGCUGGAAGAUCAACAAGACAUCAUGACAAUGAAAUGGCCACAUUUGUUGUUGGUCUUGGGAAUAUGACAUUGAUUAACAUCUUUGGAGAAAACCCAUCUGACAUGCAGGACAUUCUUCAGAUUGUUGUUCAGGCCUUCUUGAGGAUGAAAAAAGUCAGACUGAAUCCCAGCUGUAUGUUUGUGCAUCAGAAUGUUUCAGAUGUCACAGCUGGAGAGAAAAACAUGGAGGGAAGGAGACGACUGCAGGACACACUGGAUAAGAUGACAAAACUUGCUGCCAAAGAGGAAGUCUGUGAUGUGGAAUGUUUCAGUGAUGUCAUUACAUUUGAUAUUCAGAAUGAUGUGAAGUAUUUUGCACAGCUCUGGGAAGGCAGCCCACCCAUGGCACCACCAAACCCAAACUACUGUGAAAAUAUUCAAGAACUAAAGAAAGCUAUUCAUUUCCAUGUCUCUAAAUCUGAUAGCAUGAUGCUGACAGACCUGAAAGAUCGUAUUCAUGAUCUCUGGGAUGCUCUGCUAAAUGAACAUUUUGUGUUCAGCUUCAAAAAUUCUCUGGAGAUUGCAGCAUACAGGAAACUGGAGACAAAAUACAGCAAAUGGACUUGGAGCCUUCGCAGUACCAUGCUAGAAACUGAGAACACAAUAUAUAACAAAAUUGAAAAUGAAGCAAUACAUAAUGUUGAGGAAAGUGAUCUUGAAAGAGAACUAAAAAUGAAAAGUGAAAAACUGAAAAAGUCUAUGUCAGAAUUCUUUGAGAAAGACAGAGAUAAAGACAUACUGAUUCAGUGGAAAGCUUCAUUUGAAAUCAAAAUCAAAGAGCUUCAGGAAAACAUUGUAAGAGAAACAAAGAGGAAAUUAAAUGAGAUUCUACAGCAGCGAGACAUGAAGAAAGAGAUUGAUGCUCAGAAGACACAUCAUGAAAACACUCUCUUUGACAAGAGCAAAGAACUUGCCUUGAAACUUCAACAUAAAGCAAAUGAUGAAGAAACCCUGAAAAAAGAGUUUGAUUCAUUUUGGAAACAGCGGGUGGCGAAGAUCAUCAAAGACAGACAUCCAAUAGAAGAAAGUGACAUAUCCAGGGACAUGAAACAACUCCUUAGUGAUGUUUAUAAAAGUGCCCCUCUAGGUCAUAGGAAUACAAGCAGUGUGCACAGUGAUGUUUCUUCUGUGCCCAGCUAUUCAGAGUACAUCAUUUUCAAAAGACCCACAGGAAUUGGUGAGGCAGUAAAGGGUGCUUGCAGAGCAGUUAAACAAACAUUUGGAUACAUACAAACCCUGUCUCAAGAGAUUGAAAACCAAAUAAGAGAUUUAGUCAAAGACAUUGCUAUGCAGAUAGACAACUUAAUUAUGUCUUUUAACAUUGCAAAAAUGGGUUUCAAUGGAGGCUACAUUCAACGCUUGAUAGAUUACAUCAAAUCAAGAGUAAAAGAACAUGAGGAAGGCCCAGUGAAUUAUGUGUUUAAGAACGAAUUCACCAUAGAUCUGAUAGUUUAUAACUGCACAAAUGCAACACAGAAGUUCACUGCACUCCACAGAAUGUUCAGGGAAGCAAAUGAUCCUCUACUCUAUUUGGAGAAGAAGAGAGGAGAGUACUACAGUAUUUUCCAGAAAUACUGCCAAGGAGCAACAUCAGCUGCCAUUUUUGGUGAGAUCAUCUGCCAGAAACUGAAAGAGCCCAUUGAGCAGAGUGUCUUUAAAAGAACUGCCAGAGAUUUGGCAGAUGAAAUGAGGACAAACUGUGAAUCACUGAAUGGAAACAGAUCCAACCUGGAGAAACACAUCCUGAAGACACUGGCAGAAAAGGCAGAUUUUGGGAUGUACAUCUCGUAUAUUCAUAAUCCCAGAGAACACUUCAAGAGAUUCAUUAGAAAUGAAGUCAGUCAGCACAUCACCAAGUUCAGUGUCAAUGUUCUGCCCAAGAUGGAAAUGAACAUGAAACUCCUGCAGCAGAAGAUCAUGAAAGCAGCUCAUGAAUCUACUGAACAUGUUAAAGUGAACAGUGGAGAUGUUGAUUUGUGGUUGAAGUGUUUCACACAGAAGCUCUCAGAUGUGCUGAUAUUCUCUGAAAAGGACCUCAGUGGAGUGAGUCGUGAUGAUGUUGAUGAUUUCAACCUUCUAGAAGAUGUGAUGAAGAAAACAAUCCCUUCAGUUAUGUCUGAUAUAAGCAGUGAGUUCAACACAGAGAUAUUCGAUAAAAAGCUGGACUAUAAGGACAGGCCAGAUGAGAUUCUGAUUAAUCACUUGUGUCAGUGCUGUUGGGUUCAGUGUCCUUUCUGUGCAGCCAUUUGCACCAACACAAUAGAAAACCAUGAUGGAGAUCACAAUGUCCCUUUACAUCGAGUGAAUGGAAUCAGUGGAAUGUCAUACAGAGGAACAGAAAAUCUCUGUAUUGGUUUUUGCACAACUUUAGUGCAAAGUGCAAAGGAAUUUUACCCAUGUGCUGAAUCUGAUCAAUCCAUCCAAUAUAAAGAGUACAGAUCAGCAGGAGAAAAGUUUGCUAACUGGAAUAUCACCACUGACCUCUCUGAGCUGCCAUACUGGAAAUGGUUUGUGUGCUGUUUCCAAACAAAAUUAGAGGACUACUACAAGAAAACAUUUGAGGGGAAAGGUGAGAUUCCAGAUGAAUGGAAACAAUACACAAAACAGGAAGCUAUUGAUAGUGUGGAUAAAUACAUAUAA